GUCACAUGAAGACUGGGUGAGACAAGGAGACACAUGAAGGGUGGGUGAGACAAGGAGACAAAUGAAGGGUGGGUGAGACAAGGAGCCGAUAUAAUGAUAAGCUGUUUAAUGCUGCUACCACAAUAAACAUAUUUUCUGGGACUGCACUCAAACUUUAACAAAGAUAGUUGCACCCUGGGCAGGUGCCUUUACUACUUACCCCUAGUUCCAGCCCUGCUGACCAGUCAUUGACUUUCCUCUUCUUCUGUUUUCCAGGUGAUGUUGGCACAAGAUUCUAUCAGCCGGGACCUUGUGGCCAUAAAAAUCAUCAAAAAGAAGGUUCUCCUGCAGGAUGAGGUUGAUAGAGAAGGUGCAAUGGCAGAGCGUCAGGCACUAGUUCUCGCCUCUGGUGGUGUAUAUGUGACAUCUUUAUAUGCCACCUUCCAGAGCCCGGAACAUCUUUUCUUUGUCAUGCCAUAUAUCAGUGGAGGAACUUUACACCAACGCAUGGCAAAGACCCAGUAUUUGGAAGCCCACAGCAUAUUGUAAGUACCGAGGGGAACUGGAAAAUGAGUUUAGAUAAUAGAAAAAACAAUAGGCUGAAUAUAAUGUCUCCCUCACAUACAGCUGGAGUAUGUGUCCUACUGUACAUCCGCUCUAUUCAAAGGAAUAGAACAAAGCUACAGACACACUGUUCCUUAAAUGCCUGAUUUUUAGCUCUAUAGAUAUGUGGGAAAUACUGGAGUAAGAAAGCUGAACAUUUCUAU
Messenger RNA from Xenopus tropicalis (tropical clawed frog), 746 nucleotides. Its product is annotated as protein kinase C-like. The coding region runs from base 259 to 528 and encodes 89 amino acids. NCBI's taxonomy places the organism in Eukaryota, Metazoa, Chordata, Amphibia, Anura, Pipidae. The transcript has 2 exons. The record is from RefSeq and is a predicted model, not a curated record. Gene Ontology annotation, molecular function: protein serine/threonine kinase activity; ATP binding.